Molecule: messenger RNA, 858 nt
Organism: Candoia aspera
Lineage: Eukaryota; Metazoa; Chordata; Lepidosauria; Squamata; Candoiidae
Gene: SEC11A
Product: SEC11 homolog A, signal peptidase complex subunit
Exons: 6
Coding region: 91-630 (179 amino acids)
Cellular component (GO): membrane; signal peptidase complex
Molecular function (GO): serine-type endopeptidase activity
Source: RefSeq, a predicted model, not a curated record
GAGCAGCUCAGCCGGAUAUCGGUCUCAGCGGCCGGAAGUGGAAGUGGGGGACGCUCGGGUCUCCCGGCGGCAGCCUGCUCGCCCACCGCGAUGCUGUCCGUGGACUUUCUGGACGAUGUUCGGCGGAUGAAUAAGCGGCAGCUGUAUUACCAGGUCCUGAACUUUGGGAUGAUCGUUUCCUCAGCGCUGAUGAUCUGGAAGGGGUUGAUGGUGGCCACGGGCAGUGAGAGUCCCAUCGUUGUUGUGCUUAGUGGCAGCAUGGAGCCUGCAUUUCACAGAGGAGAUCUCCUGUUCCUGACCAACCGCAUCGAAGAGCCGAUCCGAGUGGGUGAAAUCGUGGUCUUUAGGAUAGAAGGAAGGGAGAUUCCAAUUGUGCAUCGGGUGCUAAAAAUCCACGAAAAACAAAACGGCGACAUCAAGUUUUUGACCAAAGGUGACAAUAAUGCGAUUGACGACCGGGGCUUGUACAAGCAGGGGCAGCACUGGCUGGAGAAGAAAGAUGUGGUUGGAAGAGCCAGAGGAUUUGUGCCAUACAUUGGAAUAGUAACCAUCCUAAUGAAUGAUUACCCUAAAUUCAAGUACACCGUGCUUUUUCUCCUGGGCUUGUUUGUCCUCGUUCAUCGAGAGUAGCCUGUCACCAAGGUCGUCCGGCUGAGGCGGACCUUCCUUCCGAGUAGACAGGGGGAUGUGAAGAGUGUCCAUUUCGCUGCUUCGUAAUCCGAGUUGGGUCUGGCACUGGGUUUCGUUUUCUACAACUGCUGCGUCACAGGACGGUUGAUCUCAGUAUUUUGAACAGUUUGUCACACUUCAGCAUUUUUGUACAUCAGUGAAUUUUUAUAUUAAAAGUUUUAAGCCAAA